Exophiala bonariae is the source of this 1923-nucleotide messenger RNA. RefSeq lists its product as uncharacterized. The transcript has a single exon. The coding region runs from base 1 to 1923 and encodes 640 amino acids. Lineage: Eukaryota; Fungi; Ascomycota; Eurotiomycetes; Chaetothyriales; Herpotrichiellaceae. The record is from RefSeq and is a predicted model, not a curated record.
AUGGCACCAUUAAGCCUGACCGCGCUCACGCCCAAAAGGCAAGAGCAGCAUCAUCUAUCUUUCGAAACUGCAUCUCUAGAUGGCUCUUCAAGCCCUGCUGAUACCUGCAGUACCUCUGCCUCUCCACGAGAACGCCUCUACUCUUCGCGAUUCACCUUCACUCCAAAGCGCACAAAGACAGUCCCUCGUGCGUGGGAACGACGGCCAGCCACGCCAUACAUAGCUCGAAAUGAGGCACAGAAGAUUUGGAAGCGCGUUCCGCUCAGCUCCAUUACCUUAAACUCCAACGGCUCAUGGAACAAGGCCGAGCGAGCACCCGCGACACGACAUGUGAAGAAACUCAAGAUUGCAGAGGGUGACUCGGAACAGGACAAGGAAAACAUCAACUAUGUUCCUUCGAAAUGGGACGAUGAUCGAAGAGACUCUAGUAGUCCAAAGAGAAAAAUCGCUGGAUUCAUCGCCAUUAAUAGGGAUAAAAAUACUGCCUACACUGAGGCCGAGAGCCUUGCGACAAGUGAAAAUUUAGCUGCUCGAGCCCUCGGAAAUACCGAAUCUCAAGACUCCGAUCUUUCAGACCGUGAGGAAUUUCAGCAUCUUGAUGAUUCAAAUGCUUCUUUGACAUUCGAGCAGGCCAGGUGCUCCGACCUGGACACAAGCGAUUCGCCUAUGGAAGAGGAUGAUGGUCUUUUGCAAGAUGCGCAUUCAGCCGAUGAGGUAAUGGGCGAUGGAUGCAUGGCAGAAGAUGAAGUCAUUCCCAACAUUGAGCGUCUUGAUCACAGCCAUUCUGAUAUCAUUGAAGAAGAUGUGCUAUCCGACACCUCGGUACAACGCAAUGUUCAGAUCCCCCAAAUAUCAACCGCAUCAAAAGCCACCCCGUCGGCAAGUGAAGACGAAACGGCAUUCCUCCAUGACUUUCUAUCUCGGGCUCGAGCCCAGAAAGCCGCCAGGGGACAGCCAGAACAACCAAAUAGUAACGAUGAAAAUCUUCAAUCCCUUCCCAAUGUGACGGAGAUGGAGGAUGAAUUAGUUGAGGAGCUGAGCCCCAUCGGAGCUAUGGGCGGGACGGAGGAACCUCUGAUUGGCUCAGCAAUAGACAGCACGACUCUUCCUCCAGAUACUCAACCAGAAGCCGGUCAACUCUCGCCAUGUCGACGCAGUUCAAGGUUAACAACCAGAUUACCCCGACCUCAAAAACAAAUUACUGCUGUCCCCAGUACCAUUGCUCUCAAGCGACUGACGGGAACUGAGUUCAUUUCUCAAAAUGAACUACAAUCCGUGGCUCUCAUGACUAGAACGAACACUAAGCGGAACAAAGGGGUUGCGCUAAUACCCAGACAGAGGCUCAUCCAACUUGAUGCUGAAUCCACGGCCAGUCCUGCUAAUGAAACGACAGAGAAAAACAAGAAAAAGCGCAAGAAGACGAAGGAGGUUACAUGGGCCGAACAGUUGACAAGCUUCCAAACACAUACUCCAGUGCUUCCUUCAAGUGCAGUGGAAGAGCCCGACCAGCCCGAAGUAUCUGUUGCAUCAGACACUGUUCAAGACGAAGUCCUCCCCGCAAAGAGCCUGGAAUCUGAGGAAUUGGUAACUGAGGAGGAGAAGAAUAAGAAGCAGGUCAGAAAGGUUCGCAAGCUCAGAAAAUUGAAUGUCGGGACCUUCAACGGGACACCAGCACCCAAGAAGACCAUUAGCCUACCGGUUCCAGUCGCAUCAGCAUUUGCCAUCGAAGUCCCCAAGUCCUCUCCAUUGUUGACGGGCAGUGAAGUUGGAGCAAGCAGCACUGUUCCACUUGAGGGCAAGAAGGAUUUCACAACUGCUUCAGCACAAACUAAGAGUUCAAUUCCGGGGUCUGAAACGCGGUUACAGUCAAGGAUGAGAACUCGAAAUAGGACUUCACUCGCCGCAUCGACUUCAUUGAGAUGA